AUGAUUUUGCCGCGGCUGCAAUGGUUGAUCGAAAAUCUGGUGCUUCUUCCGGAAUUUCAAUUUGGUUUUCGCGCUUUCAGAUCUUGUCUCGACAAUCUUACUAUCUUUACGGCCGACGUUCAGACGGGCUUCCUUCAGGGCAAAGCUACUGCGGCUCUUUUUCUAGACAUUAAAUCCGCCUUUGAUAAUGUCCUUCCGGAUAUCCUUCUUACAGAACUCGCCUCAAUCAACCUUCCGCCUAAUAUCCUUCGUUUUAUUGAAAAUUUGAUUUCUGUCAGAGAAGUUCAGUUCGUUGUUCAAGGUCGAUUAACCUCCUCCCGUAUUUCACGCAAGGGCACACCUCAGGGCUCAGUUUUGAGCCCUACGCUCUUUAAUUUAUACUUGCGUAAAAUCCUUUCUUCCCUGCACCCAGACACUAAAAUCAUUCAAUUCGCGGAUGACAUUGUCAUUUACUCCACGGCUUCACACGUUGAGCGGGCGAUUCAGUCGCUGCAGCGCUCCCUUGAUGGAAUUUCCUCCUUCCUCCGAAAACUGGGACUGGAAAUCUCCCCCCAAAAAACUCAAUUCAUGAUUUUCUCACGCUCGCGUAAACUGUCUUGCCCGAAUAAUAAUUUCUUUGUGACGUGUGAUGGUACCAGAAUCAGCCCCACUUCUUCUGCCAAGUUCCUGGGCGUCAUUUUUGAUCCAACCCUCAAGGGUUCUCUCCAUCUUGAACAUGUCAAUAAUAAGGCGCGCAAAAUCUCGCAAGUUAUCUCGGCGCUAAGAGGGGUUUGGUGGGGAUCUUCUCCCCAACUUCUCCUUGGCAUUUAUCGAUCUCUUUGUAGAAGUGUUAUGGAAUAUGCCUCCCACAUUUUUGCGCUUGAGAAUUCACGAGGCCGUCAGCGCCUUGAAAUCACGCAAAAUUCGGUGAUCCGCACCUGUCUGGGGAUGCGUGUGUCGACCCCACUCAACGUAUUGUUUGCGGAGGCCCGGGAGCCUCCUUUGAAGCUCAGGUUUCAAUACUUGGCUAGUAAAUACAUAUGCAAGGUCCUUUCUAUUGAAGACCAUCCGGUGGUUGAAAGACUAGAGAACCUCCUUAUACUUACCGACUCUCCUGCAAAGAGAUUAUACCUUGCUCACAACUUUUAUCUUAUCCAAAUCUUUCGCCAAAUAUUCCUAUACAAACAGACCCUACACAAAACUGUAAUUCUUCCUGUAUUCAGCUAUACUUAUUCCUCGAUUUUCGUUACCCCGGAAGUGAUCUACCCGAAGGAGGACCUGGUUGCCUUGCUCGAGGGUACUCCUAAGGAACAUGCUCAAGCGAUUUUUAUAAGAGUUUUUCAAGAUGAAAUUGGGCAAUCGGUUGUCUUUUAUACCGAUGGCUCCAAAAUUGAAGAAAUAUCGACAGUAGGGGCGGCGUGCUACUCCCCUCAGUUAAACCUCGAACUAAUGGACAGGCUUCCGCAACAUGCCUCUGUUUUUUCCGCAGAAGCAUGGGCCAUAUACAAUGUUAUAUUAUCCUUAAAAGCUUUCUCAGUAAAUGACGCGGUUAUUGUUACAGACUCGCUGAGCACUUUGCAAGCCCUGCAGAGUACAGGGAACCAUGAUGCGAGUGUAAAGAGCCUUAGCAAAAAAGACCAGGCACGCUUUAGCGAUGUAGAGUCAGAUUAUCAGGCUCGGAACCCAUCGGAUGACUCAUCGGGUUCGUUGCUGGGCUCAGAUGACUAUCAUAGUCGAUCACCUACCCCGGAAGGGAAUUGCGAGCCUAUAGCAAAGGAAGUCGCGUCCGAGAUGAGGCCACCGAUUCUUUCGUCGAAUUCUGGGCCAUCAAGUCAAACGAGCCAUACGGUGACAGACCAAGCAGAAAUGGCUACGGAGGAACAACAGGUUGCAAAAGCAAAUGAGGAUAUACCCUCAAGCGCCCAGAGCGUGGAUACAGUUAAAUCUAGUGAAGAGGCGCUUAUAGAAAAUUUGGAAGUGGAACUUCUGGAGGCCAUUGGAAACCGAGUGGCUGCAGAAAGGGUACUGGCACCAGCCAUUCCAAGAAGUGUUGCUGUCCGCUUGGAAGAUAUUUUAAAGAAAGGGCUGCCGAAGGAGGAAAGAGAAAGAGCCGUUAAGGAUUGA
Wasmannia auropunctata (little fire ant) is the source of this 2103-nucleotide messenger RNA. Its product is annotated as RNA-directed DNA polymerase from mobile element jockey-like. The transcript is spliced from 2 exons. Lineage: Eukaryota; Metazoa; Arthropoda; Insecta; Hymenoptera; Formicidae. Gene Ontology annotation, molecular function: nucleic acid binding. The record is from RefSeq and is a predicted model, not a curated record. Bases 1 to 2103 code for a protein of 700 amino acids.